Messenger RNA from Sorex fumeus (smoky shrew), 616 nucleotides. It is a transcript of the gene EID1, whose product is annotated as EP300 interacting inhibitor of differentiation 1. Gene Ontology annotation, biological process: negative regulation of DNA-templated transcription. The record is from RefSeq and is a predicted model, not a curated record. The transcript has a single exon. NCBI's taxonomy places the organism in Eukaryota, Metazoa, Chordata, Mammalia, Eulipotyphla, Soricidae. Gene Ontology annotation, cellular component: nucleoplasm. Gene Ontology annotation, molecular function: transcription corepressor activity. Bases 31 to 600 code for a protein of 189 amino acids.
GCGAGCUCGAGCGCGAGCGGUGCCGGCGCCAUGUCGGAGAUGAGCGCGCUGUGCGAGCUGUACGAGGAGUGCGCCGAGCUGCAGAUGGACGUGAUGCCCGGCGAGGGCGACCUGCCGCCCAUGGAGGUCUCGGGCGGCGGGCCCCGCGACGCGGCCCCGGGCGCCGGGCGCCUGGAGGAGGAGGGCCCGAUGGAGGAGGAGGCGGCGGCGGCGGCGCAGCCCGCGGGGGGCCGCGGCCCGGCCGGCCGGCCCCGCGCCCCCACCCCCGCCGCCGCCGCCGCCGCGCGCCCCGGCCUCCCGGGCCUGGAGAGCGAGGACGAGGCCGAGGACCUGGACGACUGGGAGGACGACUACGAGUGCCCCGAGGAGGAGCCGCUGGGCGGCGCGGGCUGCCGCGUGUCCGCCGCGCUGGAGGAGGCCAACAAGAUGUUCCUGCGGACGUCCCGCGCCCGCGAGGCCGCCCUGGACGGGGGCUUCCCGCUGCACUACGAGAAGACCCCCUUCGACCAGCUCGCCUUCAUCGAGGAGCUCUUCUCGCUCAUGGUCGUCAACCGCCUGACCGAGGAGCUCGGCUGCGACGAGGUCAUCGACCGGGAGUGAGCGGCGCGGCGACGCG